AUGUUGGCAAUAGAGAGAACUAUAUUGUUGGCUGGUAUCAUUAGUCUAGCCACUCAGAAAGGGAAAGCUCAGAACAGUCAGGGACUUCAAGAUGUGUUUGCAUCUGCUGUGGCCGACAGUGGCAUGUCGUUGGCAGCCAUUACAAGAUUUCUGAAACCUGCUUGGGCUGCAACUGUAAAUAUAUCAUUGUUGAAUACUACAUGCUUUGACCCUGCUAACAACUUCAGUACGCUGUUGACGUGCUUACAGAAUGAAAAGAAAUGCAUCAGUGUCAAAGAUCUGACAAGUCUCUACAGCGUGAACAUCAGUGGGAGUCUCUCACAACAAGAUGUGGUACACAUAUCCCCGGCUCUGGUCUACUCCCUGAUAUCCUGUGAUGAUCUGCAGCUCACUGACAUCAUCUCACAUCAUGGUACUCCGAAAAGGAGUCUCGUACCAAAAUCUGCAGAAUCCUGGGGCUACAGUAUGCUGUUUGUGACCCUCAUCAAUCUGUGUUCCUUGACCGGAGCUAUUGUCAUACCUUGCAUGAGGAUGAGGAUUUACAAAAUGGUACUCAUGUUUAUGGUUGCCUUAGCCGUCGGAACUCUGGCCGGCAGCGGACUUCUUUUUCUGAUCCCUGAGGCUUUCCUGUUGACGGAGGAUGGUGACAAAGAUUAUCUCUGGAAAGCAACCACCAUCAUGGGAGGGAUUUAUCUCUUCUACAUGACAGAGAAGAUCAUGAGGAUGAUCAAUGAGAGGAGGGAGAAUACCAGUAUGAAGAAGCGAAGGGAUGAACUAGCAACUGAAGGUGCAGUGACCACCUCGUUCAGACGCAUCCCUUUAGACAACUCUCUACCCGGCAAGGAUCCAGCCCAGAUACCUGACAACAUUGGAGGCAUAUGUCUCAAUCAGGGGAACCCCCACAACAGCCUCCACUCCAGCAGCAGUAGUGAGAUAGCCACUGUUCAUCCCCAUGACAAGAUCGUCGAUAAUAUUGAUUACUCACUCUUCAACAGUGGAGGUGGAGGAGACUUGCAACCAUUGCAUUCACCAUCUUCAUUGGAAAAACCUGUCAGCCACGGACAUUCCCACCAUCAACACCUUCAUCAGUCGAUGGAGAUAGCUCCUGUGGCCUACAUGGUCAUCUUUGGAGAUGCUCUACAUAAUUUUAUAGAUGGCCUGUCCAUAGGGUCAGCUUUCACUCAGAGCAUCAUGACAGGAAUCAGUGUCAGUGUGGCUGUCAUGUGUGAGGAGUUGCCUCAUGAGUUGGGUGACUUUGCCAUCCUGCUCAACUCUGGCAUGGGAUUCCGGAAAGCCCUGAUGUACAACUUCCUGUCCGCCUGCACCUGUUAUCUGGGGACCAUCGUGGGCAUCCUACUGGGGGAAAACACAGAAUCUCACGAGUGGAUCUUUGCUGUGGCUGGGGGCAUGUUUCUCUACAUCUCAUUGGUGGACAUGAUGCCAGAAAUGAACACGGCUGCUGAGUCGGACGAGGGCAAAGCUUUUGGUCAGAAGAAGACCUUCCUCUUGCAGAAUCUUGGUCUGCUGACAGGCUAUGGCGUCAUGCUAAUCUUUGCUUAUUUUGGUGAUGGGAUCAACUUUGAAUAA
Molecule: messenger RNA, 1587 nt
Organism: Candidula unifasciata
Lineage: Eukaryota; Metazoa; Mollusca; Gastropoda; Stylommatophora; Geomitridae
Source: the annotation of a GenBank genome assembly